This is a messenger RNA of Ornithodoros turicata, 1557 nucleotides long. RefSeq names its product tigger transposable element-derived protein 6-like. Gene Ontology annotation, molecular function: DNA binding. Bases 1 to 1557 code for a protein of 518 amino acids. NCBI's taxonomy places the organism in Eukaryota, Metazoa, Arthropoda, Arachnida, Ixodida, Argasidae. The record is from RefSeq and is a predicted model, not a curated record. Gene Ontology annotation, cellular component: nucleus. The transcript has 2 exons.
AUGGCUGGAAACAAGCGCAAGCGGACAGAGCUGACUGCAGGGACGAAGAAGCGGUUAUGCACCAGGUUCAAGGAGAGGCCAUCUAUGCACCAGGAGCUCGUCGAAUGGGCAAUGAAGGAACUUUCGUUGGACAUCAGUAGAUCAACAGUGUCGACGGUGCUCAAAGACCCCGAGAAGUGGCUAGAUGUUCCUGCUGACGAAUCCAGCAUAGGUCGUGCAAGGCCUCCAAAGCACGCAUCCCUGGAGAAGGCUCUGGUGACAUGGUUCAACGACGUCCGAGCUAGAGGGGCCAUUGUGAACGACGCGAUGCUUAUUGAGAAGGGCAAGGUUUUUGGAAGUCUCCUUGGUAUAGAUGAUUUCAACUAUUCUACGGGCUGGCUUGGACGUUUCAAGAAACGCAAUGGGAUUCGCUGCUUUACCUUGCACGGAGAAGCCACGUCCGUUGAUGAAGAUACGGGGGCCAUCGGAAGAAACAAGCUUCAUGAGGUUCUUGCUGGCUACAGUGACGACGAAAUCUACAACAUGGACGAGACUGGAUUUUUCUACAAGUUGAGGCCGUCGAAGACGUUGGGAACAACACCUGGAGCGGGCAUAAAGACGAGCAAGGACAGAAUAACAGUGGCGUUUAUGCUGAAUGCCAGCGGAACGGACAAGCGAAAGCUUAUCGUGAUUGCGAAGGCGGCGCGACCAAGGUCAUUCAAAAAGGUAUUUGACCCGAACAUUUAUUGCGAUUAUUUUUAUAACAAGGAAGCUUGGAUGAAGAGUGCCAUCUUCAACGACAUUCUACGUCGAUUUGACCGGACUCUUCAAAAACAAAACAGGCGCGCAUUGCUCCUGGUUGACAAGGCUGGUUGCCAUGUGAUGGACCGGCAGCCUUUCACUAACUUGAGAGUUGAGUUCCUUCCCGCCAACACCACGGCGAAGCUGCAGCCCCUGGAUGCCGGAAUAAUUCGUGCCGUUAAAGCUGCAUACCGCACAGGCCUUGUACGACACUAUCUUGCCUGUGCUGAGGGCGGAAAUGCUCAGACCGUUGAUCUUCGCUGGAGCCUGCUCGCUAUCGUGCGAUCGUGGAACAAGAUCACCAGCAACGUCGUGACGAACUGUUGGCGCUACACCAGGAUACUUCCUCUAGCUGCACCUCCGGAGGUAGAAGACCCUCUUGACAUUGUGCCGCUCUCUGAGCUGAAGGCAAUGCUUGCCAGAGGCAAUUUUCCGUGUAGUGACAGUGCUGCUCAAGCCUACGUUGAUAUAGACAGCAGCGAAGACGUUGCCGAGGGCCUUUCCGCCGACGACAUUUUGGAGCGUGUUGCUCCGCCACCAGCAGACGACGCCGGAGACGCGACUGUAGACACAAGCAGUGAAGAGGAAUUAUGUGCACCUGCUUUCGUCAACGUAAGGGAUGCCACUCAAGCGCUCAAGAUGGCUUUGCAAUUCUUCGAGCAGCAGAAGGACAUUCAAAAUAUGCAUGCUAUUUGUAACGCAAUAGAGACAGUGGAGCGCUUGCAAAUUGAAAGUGCUACGAAACAAACGGUUCUGACGGAUUUCUUUCGCAAAUAA